GCUCCAUCCCACUGAUCCCACCCCUCUGUGCUGCGCGCGCGCAAGCGCAUUGGCUCUCAACAGCCGCCAUUUUGUGUUAGGCCUACUCCUCCAAAGCGGGAGAAAAUUAAUAGCUCUGCGCGGAGCAGACGGCGUCCGCAGCAAGAGCAAAAGGAACACACGCUGUCGCUGAGCUUCCUCUUGAAUAUAGCGGGGAAAGCAACCAACAGGGAGGUGUUGGUUAGCCCAUUUCCAUGGAGGGCGAGGUCGUUACCAUAGAGGCAGCUCAGGCUGCUGUUAUGGCCUCUGAAGGAAAGGUCCUGCCAGAAGGCGGGGAGGCUCUAAUCCAAGAGGAUCAGAGCGAAGUGGCUGGCAACAUGGACAUGAUGGUGAUGGAUGCUCUCGAUCCAGCUCUGCUGCAAAUGAAAACUGAGGUUUUGGAAGGAGGUGGCACGGUUACAGUUACUGGUGGAGAUGAGGGUCAGAUAAUCACCCUCCAGGUGGUGAAUAUGGAAGAGCAGGCAGGUGCUGCCUUAGGGCUUGGUCAGCUCCAGCUGGUUCAAGUACCAGUCACAACAACAACUGUAGGUGGGCUCGAAGCCACUUUUGUUGAUGCAUCAGAAGUGACCAAGGAUGCAGAACCAGUUAUCUGUCACACUCUUCCCUUGCCUGAAGGCUUUCAGGUUGUUAAAGUUGGUGCCAACGGUGAAGUAGAGACUGUAGAGCAGGAGGAGCUCCAGGCAGCCCACGAAGAGCUUGAAGCUGUACAAGAGGAAGAUGAAGAGGAGGACGAAGAGACGGGAGAAAUUGAACCUUCGGUUCCCCACCAAGAUGACCCAGAUUGGUCAAAGGAUCCAGAUUAUCAACCCAUUGCAGCUGUCCGCAAAGGAAAGAAAGGGAAGAAGAGUCGGCUUCGUUACGCAGAUGGUGACCGUGACAUGGAUGUGUCUGUGUAUGACUUUGAGGAAGAACAACAAGAGGGUCUGCUGUCAGAAGUGAACGCAGAAAAGGUUGUGGGCAACAUGAAGCCUCCGAAGCCCACAAAAAUCAAGAAAAAGGGUGUUAAGAAGACUUUCCAGUGUGAGCUCUGUAGCUACACGUGUCCAAGGCGCUCUAACUUGGACCGACACAUGAAGAGCCACACAGAUGAGAGACCACACAAAUGUCACUUAUGUGGGAGAGCCUUCAGAACGGUCACGCUGCUGCGAAACCACCUCAACACACACACAGGCACGCGGCCACAUAAAUGCACGGAUUGUGACAUGGCAUUUGUGACCAGCGGUGAGCUGGUGCGUCAUCGUCGUUACAAGCACACUCAUGAGAAACCCUUCAAGUGUUCGAUGUGUGACUAUUCCAGUGUGGAAGUGAGUAAGUUGAAAAGGCACAUUCGCUCUCACACAGGGGAGCGACCCUUCCAGUGCAGUCUGUGCAGCUACGCCAGCAGAGACACUUACAAGCUAAAAAGACACAUGAGAACACACUCUGGAGAAAAGCCGUAUGAGUGCUACAUUUGUCAUGCUCGCUUCACACAGAGUGGCACCAUGAAGAUGCACAUUCUGCAGAAACAUACAGAGAAUGUGGCCAAGUUCCACUGUCCACACUGUGACACAGUCAUCGCACGCAAGAGUGACCUUGGUGUUCACUUGAGAAAGCAGCACUCAUUCAUUGAGACGGGCAAGAAAUGCCGUUACUGUGAUGCUGUGUUUCAUGAGCGCUACGCUCUCAUCCAGCAUCAGAAGACUCACAAGAACGAGAAGCGCUUCAAGUGUGACCAGUGUGACUACUGCUGCCGACAGGAACGUCACAUGAUAAUGCACAAGCGUACACACACGGGGGAGAAGCCGUUUGCUUGUAGCCAGUGUGAUAAGACCUUCCGUCAGAAACAACUCCUGGACAUGCAUUUCAAGCGUUAUCACGAUCCAAAUUUUAUCCCCACUGCUUUUGUCUGCAGCAAGUGUAGCAAGACAUUUACUCGCAGGAACACCAUGCUGCGUCAUGCUGAAAACUGCAUGGGUGAAGUUCCUGGGGAUGAAAACGGAGCCCCAACUCCGAAGAGAGGCCGUCGUGGCAGGAAGAGGAAGAUGCAGUCCAGGAGGGAUGAUGAUGACGAUGACGAUGAUGACAACGAUGAUGAUGACAACACUGAGGGUGAACUGGAUGAAGCUGAGGAGGAGGAGGAUGAUGAACUACUGACUGAAAUUGAGGUGGAGCAGGCUGCACCAGUUGUCCCCAUCCCAGCACCAGUGGAGCCCCCAGUCAAGAGGAAACGUGGGCGCCCCCCAAAGAAUAAGCCUGAAACGGCUGCCAUUAUUCGCGUGGAAGAUGAGGUCACUGGGGAGGUCGAUGACAUCAUUGUGAAGAAGGAGGUUGGAGCCGAACAAGACGAUGCUGCAGAGGAGGUGGUGGUUGGUGGAGUAACGUCAACCAUUCAGAUGGAGGAGCUGGUUCAGGAAGGUGAAGCAGCACAGGAGCUGACUGUGGCGCCACCUAAUGGAGACCUGACCCCUGAGAUGAUCCUCAGCAUGAUGGACCGAUGAUGGGUGUGAAGGUGGAAUCUGUUGUUUUUUAAAGAAAAAGACCCGUCCCAUACACUUGAUUUUUAUUUUUUUGGCAUUUAGGAUAAACACUUGCAUCAUGCACAGAAACAAAACUUCAUUGUUAUUUAAAAAAGAUUACGUUCAUCAUGUGCUGAUAUAGACUUGAACGAGUGGGGGAAACUUUUAAUAUGGAUUUACCAAACCAAAAAAAUGAAUUUUUAUACAGUUUGGAGUGGCUGUAAUUUAUAGCAGUGGUUUUCUCUGAAUGAUUAGGCAGAGAAGGAUCUCUGAUUUUUAUGAAAGUAUCCCCGGCUGCAUUUGAACAACAUGGUUGAUCAUCUGACCCUUUCUUCUGAUGGUUUUUCCUCAGCAUGUUUUGUCUUCUCUGUCCUAGUGAGGCAAAGCUAGUUGUUCAUGGUACUAUACUUAUUGUGUGGAGUUUGUUUAGAGUACCUAAAACUCGCACAAAUAACGCUAACAGAAGACCUUUUAGUUACCUUUUUGUGUGGACAGAAGCCUAGUUUUAGAGAUGAGCUUAAACAAAUUGAGAUGGAUAAUUAUAUAAAGGAUUCUUUUCUGAAUGAUACUGCCACUAAUCACAGCCACUUCAAAGUAAGAACUAUAAAAUAUUGGAUAUUUUGGUUUUCUGUGGUUAGUAAAUACUUUUUUUUAAAGCUUAUACUAGUUUUUAAAAGCUUAAUAGACUGCUUAUCUCCUGCUUCUUUCCUGCUACUGUAAAACCUGUAGAAGAUGUGUAUGUACUAAACAUUAUCUCUGAGUGCAAGGGGGAAAAUAAUUGUUUUGCUCUCAUGUGUUGUCAUUCCACUUUGAGAUUUCCUUCUGUACCACUGGCAAAGCUACGUAGCUGCUUGAUCAACCUGUGUGGCAGAAGAGAGCAGAUGUAUGACUGUACAACCAAUAAAACAAAAGUAGUCUUGGAACUAAUGUUUAGGUUUCUGCAGCUGUAAUAACUUGCAACGUGUUUUAAAGAACAGCUGGUUUGGUUCAGCGGUUAAUGUUAUUGGUUCAGUUACACAAAAUAAAUUGCUUGACUCACUUUAUUAAAAUUGGCUGAGAAACAACAGAAUAACAAAUGUCAGCGUAUUUUGCUUGCAAAUAUAUUUUAUUAAAUGGGAAAAUUUGGA
This is a messenger RNA of Nothobranchius furzeri (turquoise killifish), 3661 nucleotides long. RefSeq names its product transcriptional repressor CTCF. The record is from RefSeq and is a predicted model, not a curated record. Gene Ontology annotation, biological process: regulation of transcription by RNA polymerase II. Lineage: Eukaryota; Metazoa; Chordata; Actinopteri; Cyprinodontiformes; Nothobranchiidae. Gene Ontology annotation, molecular function: DNA-binding transcription factor activity, RNA polymerase II-specific; RNA polymerase II cis-regulatory region sequence-specific DNA binding.